AUGUCCACCGUCACUAGAAACGGUAACAGUUUGGUGAUGUUUGGUGGUAAAAAUGCAACAGACUUAUACGCAAACGAUCUUUAUCAAGUAACUCAAACCCCAGAAACAAUUAAUUGGAAAAUUCUUGAACAAAAUAACCCACCCCCUGGUACCUUGUAUGGCCAAGCAGUUAUUACCAAUAACAACAACAAUAUGUACCUCCUUGGAGGCUCGACAAGCGCAAGUAGUACUCAGAUGCCUGCUUUGCAGAGUUAUCAAUAUUCUUUCGAGUCAAAUACCUGGACAGCUUCUCCUAAUAACUCGCUCGUCAUAACAAAUACCACCCUGUUUCCUUACAACAGAAAGCUUCAUACCGCCACCUAUGAUAACCAGAACGGCAUUUACAUUUUUGGGGGGGCUUUUAAUGGCAGCAUAAUAUUUAACGACUUUUUCUAUUUGGAUAUCACGACUCAACAAUACACCAGAUUACCCACCACUGGUAUCCCGCAGUACGGUCACACCGCUUCUCUACUCAGCAAUGGCAAACUUGUCAUUAUUGGUGGUGUAGUCGAAGACCCUGACGGCGACAGAAUAUUGCAAUCUAUGUCGAGUGUAUUUGUAUUCGAUACAAAAUCACGUACCUGGGAAAAUGUCAAUGUUACUAGGCAGGGUUUUAUUCCAUCCGCGAGAACGUCUCAUUCAGCUAUAGUUACUUCGGACGACAGAAUCAUCAUCUUUGGUGGUAGUAAUGAAAGUAUUGAAAGACAAAGUAUGUAUUUGAAUGCGAUUGGUAUUUUAGACACAAAAAACUGGACAUGGAGUACACCUGAUGCUUCUGGUAUUCCUCCUUUCAGACGUUCUAGUGCUUCUGCUGGUCUUUUAAAUGGAAACUACUUGACUGUUGCAUUUGGUGCAUCAAGGAAUCUUUUUUUCAAUGAUAUUAAUAUAUAUGACAUUACCCACCGCAAAUGGCUUCAGUCUUUUGCUCCCGAAGAUAAUUACGGCUUUCGGUUGACAGGUGGCGCAAUCGCUGGUAUAACGGUGGCCUGUAUCGUUUUUCUCGUCAUCAUCUUUAUUUUAAUAAGAACAUUUCAACGUUGGAUCAGAUGGAUUGUCAGAGGUCUUUAUAGUAGUAUCUGGAAGCCGCGUUAUGGUGAACCCACUUGGGCAGAGACUACCCGAAUCGUUUUACAAGUCAUCCUAUUCUUCAUUUUUUCUGCUUUUCUCGUAUUCAUUCUUCUUCAAGCUAUCAACAGCCCAAACAUCACUCAAACGAUUGAAAAACCUGUUACGUCCGUCCAAGUCCCGGAUGUACGUUUCUGUUUCGACGGAUUUCCUCCCUAUAAUUCAACCGACAUUAGAAUGCCUGGCGUCACUUGUAUGACGGAUAUUGGUUAUCCGUGUACUGAAUAUGUUCGUCCAUUGAAUAUGUCUAUUUUUCAGCCUACUUUUGCUGAUAGUUUUGGUUCAGUUAAUUGCUUUCUUUUCAGAUCGCCUACUGAUUUCUUUCUUACAUCUACUUUGGGUCAGAACAAUGGGUCCAGGCUAUUAUUUAACUUCUGGGGAGAUCAAACAAUCGAGCAUGGAAGUAUACAUGUAUCCAUUUAUCCAAAGACAAUGAACCCGAACACCGUCAUGUAUAACAUCUUGGAUGGACCCGCCACAUUAAUGACGAGUAUUUCGGAUUGGAUAAACAACGAAAUAAGUGAUAUUCAAGCAACCAAUGUCUUUGAUAUUCAACCUUUUAGCUACAGUUCUAUCUCUUACAACUUAGUCGAUCAUACACAUUUACAAUCUGUAGGUUGGAAUUAUAUUGGAUUCUCACCCGUUUUAAAUUCGACACCUGAAGUGGUCUCUAAUUUCCGUCAAGAAGCGCCCAAUUCUCAAUACCCUAUAGGUCAUCCCGAUAUUGGCUUCAUUGCCAUAUUUCCUGAGGCAUUUGUCGAUACGAUUAAGCGAGAAGUCAAAGUUUAUACUUUGGUCAAUGCCCUUGGUUUUGUGGGUGGUACACUUGGUCUGUUAAUUGCUGUUCAAACAUGGCUGAUUGGUUUCCGCCCUAGAUCUCCUUGGGGUGUGGUUCAUCGAUGGAGUAUGGGUGACAUGAAACGCUCAUUGUUGAUUAAUCUUCGAUCCAAAUUUCGAAUCACGGACUCGGGUGUUCCUCUAGUGCAUCCUGUGAGUAACCGGUAUAGCAUUAAUGAAUUUAUGGGUAUGCAAUAUGCGACAGAAGCUCAACGAAUUCAUCGUGUAGAAGAGCGUAUACAAACGUUGGAAUUGAUGUUUAAAGCCUAUUAUGUGGAUGACGAAAUUUUUAGAUCGUUGAAUGAUGCAAAUGAAGCAGGAGAAGUGAAUCCUACGAGGGAUGUGAGAGUGGGUGGUAGUCAUAGUGUGAACGAUAGUGGUCAAUUUCCACCCUUUAGUUCUUUACAAGCAUCGCCAAGAGCCCAAAACAUGAUUGACGAUGAAAUGUUGACUCGUACAAGUAGUGUGAGAAAAUCUCAUCCUGAUCACUUUCUUCAGGAGUUCUCAAGACAUGAUACCGGUCAAAGUGGAUCAUCUGAUAUUCCUUUAAUUCAUAUACAACACCCAGAUGCACCCCCUCGUCAGCUAAAUACAUCUGUGCAAAACAACGAUUUAUAA
Molecule: messenger RNA, 2619 nt
Organism: Mucor mucedo
Lineage: Eukaryota; Fungi; Mucoromycota; Mucoromycetes; Mucorales; Mucoraceae
Exons: 7
Coding region: 1-2619 (872 amino acids)
Molecular function (GO): protein binding
Source: RefSeq, a predicted model, not a curated record